ACCCGAAGCUAUUGUAUAGAUAAAUAUUCUCCGAUUGUUCUCUGACAUUGUUUACAUUUGGAAACACUCACUUAAUGUGGAAAGUGAGUGAUAAUUGAAAGAUUUGGUGGAAAUACAUCUCAGAUUUUUUCCAUUUGAACUUAGAUCGAGGUUCUCUCUAUGUCUAUCCUUGUCUACGUUUGUUAUUUGGAUUAAUUAGUAAGAUUUACGUAAUGGAGCCCUCGAUCAGACUACGUGGAUCCUACCGAGGCGCUUUCACAAAGUUCGUUACCAAGGUACAGGAUUUUUUGACGUCGAAGGUUGAGGAUUUCGAUUUGUGUGCUGGGUUUUUGGCCCAGUUGAAAGAAAAAUAUUCUAAAAUAGAAACCAUCGACAAAGAAAUAUUAGAUAAGUUACAAAAGGAUGAGAAGUGUUCUCAACAGAUGUUGGAUGAGGAAAUUGAGGGUAUUGAGAAUUACAAUGGUACAUUCGUAGACUUGAAAACAAGACUAGAGCGCCGUUUGAAUACGUCGAAGGAGCUAGAUGAAACACGAAGUGAAAGCGAAGCCGGCUGUUCUAAGGGAAAUUUUAAGCUACCAAAGAUUGAAUUGCAAAAAUUUGAUGGCAAUUUGAAAAAUUAUCUUUCCUUUUGGGGACUAUUUAAGAAAAUACAUGAAGAUCCCAAUAUUUCGGAUUUGGAUAAAUUUCAAUAUCUUAUUCAGUCGACUCUGAAGGGCUCAAGGGCCAGGGAAGUAAUCGAAUCGUUCCCCGUAACAGCCGAGCAUUACCCUCAAGCAAUUGAGUGUUUAAAUUCGCGUUUCGGAAGAGAAGAUGUGCUCAUCGAGGUUUACGUGAGAGAACUCCUGAGUCUAGUGCUAAAUAAUGCGUUAGUGCAAGAGCACAAAUUGCCAAUUGUGAAACUUUAUGAUCGUAUCGAGACACAACUGCGAUCCCUUAAAAUGCUUGGUGUUACUACGGAUAAGUGUGCUUCAAUGCUUUAUCCUUUAGUUGAAUCUAGCUUACCGACUGAUCUCCUGAGAAUUUGGGAAAGACACCUAAAUUCGAUGCUACUCAAGUCUGGAAAAGAGAAUUUCAACAAAUUAGAAACUCUGAUGCAGUUUUUGCGUAACGAAAUUGAAAGUGAGGAGAAAAUUUCCUUAGCCACAAGUGGGUUUGGCUUUCAAAACAAAACCAAGAAGGUUGUACAAGGUAAAAUUAAGGCUACCUCUUCCUAUAACAAGACUGUGCCAACUGGAAUGGAACUUUUGACUUCUGCUCAAGAGAAACCAUUUAGGGAUCAGCAGUGUGUAUUCUGUGAGAAAUCUCAUGCUAGUGCUGAGUGCAGGAAGGCGGAAAAUUUGACUUUAGAUCAAAGGAAACAAAUCCUUAUAAAGCGAGGAGCUUGUUUUAAAUGCUUAAAACUGAAUCACAUAUCUUCUUCAUGUAGGGCAAAGUGCAGUUGUACAGUUUGUGGCAAACCGCAUCACGUUCUUCUCUGUAGGAAUAACCGAAAGGUAUCUCCCAACAACACUUCUGUUGGUGAAGGUGACGGCGCCUCCACAGUAUGUGAGCAGGCAUUGGCUAAUGUGUCAUCAACUCCACGUGUUUUGCUACAGACUUUGGUUGUGAUUCUGAGGGGAGAGGAAAGGUGUCUCAAAAUCCGUGCAAUUAUUGAUACUGCCUCUCAGAGGUCCUAUAUCUUGAAGAGCACUGCGGAAAGAGUCGGUUACCAACCAAUGAGAAAGGAAAAUCUGAAACAUUCGUUGUUUGGAGGUUCUUGUACGGAUAUUUGCGAACACGAUGUGUACAAGGUACACCUCUCGUGCAUAGACGAUAAAUAUCGUUGUAAUUUCGAUGUAUUAGACCAAUCGACCAUUUGUUUAACCAUGCCCCCAGUUUCCCAGGACCUGUGUCAGGACGAGUUAUCAAAUAUGGGGAUAUCCUUGAAUGAUUGUCAAGGUCCCAUCGAACUGCUCAUAGGGGCAGAUGUUGCUGGCAAACUGAUGACGGGAGGAAUCCAGAGACUCAAAUCGGGAUUAACUGCUAUUGAAACGAAGCUGGGUUGGACGAUCUUAGGACGUGCAAAGGAGCAUUCCGUACCAACUGAAGACUUGAUUGUCACUUCGAUGUUAAUUGGAGAUUUGCGAAUUCCUGAUCUUUGGGAAUUAGAUAUUCUUGGAAUAAAGGACCCUGCCGAAAAACAAUCAAAGGAGGAACUGGAACAAGCAUCUAUCGAACAUUUUGAAAAGACACUGAAGAGAGACAGUGAUGGUCGGUAUAUGGUAUCCUUGCCUUGGAUAGAAGGUCGCCAAGCUCUACCAAAUAAUAAGGUUCUAGCCGAGCGAAGAUUAAGAUCAGCAGUGAAGACUUUACAAAAGAAGGGCCUGGUUGAUGCCUAUGAGGGAGUCUUCGAGCAAUGGCUUGAAGAUCAAAUAAUAGAAGAAGUGAAAAACGUUAAAGUGAAGGAGACCAACUGUCAUUACCUUCCACAUAGAGCUGUCAUCAAAGAGCAUUCCACGACGAAGAUUCGUCCAGUCUUCGACGCCUCCGCUAAAGAAAGGGGCAACGUCUCCUUAAAUGAUUGUUUAGCAAAAGGUCCUAACUACAUUGAACUAAUACCUAGUAUCCUGAAUAAAUUUCGAUUAUUUGAAUACGGAGUAAUAGCUGACAUUCGAAAGGCUUUUUUGCAGAUAGAGAUAAGUGAAGCGGAUCGCGACUUUCUCAGAUUUUUGUGGUGGGAGGGUGGCGACCCUGCGAAAUUGAAAGUUUUCAGACAUCGCAGGGUAGUAUUUGGAGUAAACUCGAGUCCUUUUCUCCUGGGAGCCACUCUAAAUUAUCACUUAAGCCAUGUUCCACAUCAUCUGCAAGAAACAGCUUUAAAACUUAAGAAAUCAAUGUACGUUGAUAAUUGCGUUACGAGUUGUCAGUCCAAGGAGGAGCUGAUGGAUUUUAUAAGGCAGUCUAGAGAAAUCAUGCGUUUAGCAUGCUUUGAUUUAAGAGGUUGGGUAUACAAUGGUAUACAAACAGAGACGUCACCGGUUUGCGACGGCGACGAAAGGACAUUGAGAACUUUGGAAAUCCAGCACGAUGAAAUAGUCAGUGUGCUAGGAUUGAAUUGGGAUAUUUCAGAGGACGUUUUAUACUGUAAUGCAAACUUUAGAGUACCUAACGAUGAAAUUUUAACAAAAAGAGUGGUUCUGUCAUUAGCGAGUCAACUUUUUGAUCCAAUUGGAUUCCUUUCUCCAGUGACGUUAAUUCCAAAACUUCUGAUGCAAGAGUGUUGGAAAAGAAAGUUAGCUUGGGACACUCCAUUACCGCACGACUUAGAAAGAAGAUUGUUAAGGUGGAUAAAAGAAUUAAAAUUUUUGAAAGAGGUGAAAAUUCCUAGAAGGAUAGUAAAUGACUAUAGAGCAGCUGUCCAAUUUUCAUUUCAUGUAUUUUGUGAUGCGUCACAGUACUCUUAUGCCGCUUGUAUCUAUCUCAGACAGCAAGAUGCUUGCAACGUAAAAUGGCGGUUGAUCCAGGCUCGUACUCGUGUUGCUCCUCUGAAGUCCAUAUCGAUUUCUAGGCUUGAACUUUUAGCCUGUUUAUUAGGUGUCAGAAUGAUGAACUCUAUUAAAGGGGACUUUCCACUUGAACGAAUCUCAACUCUUUAUUGGACUGAUUCCAUGAAUGUUUUAUAUUGGAUCAAGAAUCAGGAAUGUUGGGCUACGUUUGUUAUGAAUAGAGUAAAUGAAAUUAGAUCUUUAAGUAGUCCAGAUGACUGGAAUCAUGUACCAGGGCAUUUAAACCCCGCAGACCUCCCAUCACGGGGUUGUAAUGCAAGAAUUUUGGCCGAAUCGCAAUGGUGGGAGACACUUCAAUUUCCAAGCUUGCCGGUAGAAGAAUGGCCUCGGCAGCAAGAAAUGCCGGACAUGGAGAUAGUGAGCUCUGAAAGGAAAAAAUCUGUGAUUUCUGCGCUGGAUGUAGAGAAAGCAGAAAGGUUUUAUGAGAAUUAUUCCACUUACUGGAAAAUAUUACGAAUAACGGCUUGGAUAUACCGGUUUGUCUUAAAUCUCAAGGGAAAAACUGUUAGAAUGUCUGGAGGGCUUACAGUAAAGGAAAUAAGGCAUGCUGAAUUAGUGUUAUUGAAACUGAUUCAAAGAGAAGAAUUUCCUAACGGAAUAAAUAAUCGUUUGCGAAAAUUACACCCGGUGAUGGACAAGGAAGGUCUUUUGAGAGUAAAGACUCUCGUAUUCAGAAGUAAAGAUAGUGAAGAUUUCCGUUUACCCAUUAUCUUGCCUGGGAAUCACUAUAUUGUACAAAAACUAAUAGAGUGGAAACACAGAGAAUUAAACCACGCUGGUGUUCAAAUUUUAAUGAAUCGUCUGCGCGAGAAAUACUGGAUACUAAGAUGCAGAAAAUAUAUCCGGCUUAUCACACUCCGAUGCUCUAGAUGUCGAAGAUUUGCUGUGUCUCCAGCCCACCCUGAAUCUCCGCCAUUGCCUGUGGAUCGCAUAAGAGAUGCUGCGCCAUUCGAGGUUAUUGGCGUUGAUCUAGCUGGUCCACUGUACUUGAGGGAUAAGCAGAAGUGUUGGAUUGUUCUGUAUACCUGUGCAGUGUACAGGGCUGUGCAUCUCGAGUUGUUGACGUCUCUGUCAACGAAGGCGUUCCUGCAAACAUUCAGACGAUUUGUGUCAAGAAGAGGACGCCCUUCUGUUAUUUAUAGUGAUAACGGUACAAAUUUUGUCGGUGCCGCCAAAAUUUUCUCUGAAGCUGAACUUACAAAGAUUAAAGAUGAAAUUCUUGUUCAGGACAUUACCUGGAAGUUCAUUCCUCCAGCUUCGCCCUGGUGGGGUGGCUGGUGGGAAAGGUUGGUAGGAUGUGUAAAGCAGAUUAUUAGGAGAAUUUUGGGACGAGCUUCGUUAACUUACGAAGAACUCUACACAAUUAUCUGUGAGGUAGAGGGUUUGAUGAACUCUCGACCACUUACUACUCUCUCGGAAGAUACUGAAGAUUUGAUUCCGUUGACUCCUAAUAUGUUUCUGCAAGGAAUAAAGGAAACUGGACUUCCCGAUUUAGACCAUAUGGAAAAGGUCAAUCUUGGGAAGAGAUUCCGUUAUUUAUGCAAAUUGAGAAAAGAUUUACGAAAUAGAUUUCGAAUUGAGUACCUGGCGCAAUUGCAAAACCCGAGGGGGUUAGCCAAGGGCACUAAAAUGAUUGCUGUGGGAGAUAUCGUCUUGGUUGGACAUGACAAUCAAAAACGACUUGAUUGGCCUCUGGCGAGAGUUGUCGAGAUCUAUCCAGGUAAAGAUGGAUUGGUGAGAGUGGUAAAAUUAAAAACACAGGUUGGAUUUCUUAUCCGUCCUGUUAGGAAAUUGUACCUAUUGGAGAUUUCUUCGGGGGAUGAGAAGAAAGAUAUGCAAGAAGAAUUUCGUGACAGGACUGCAGGAAGUGAUGUGACAAACUCAUCUGAGAAGUAUCGAGUCUCCAAAAGGGGCAGACCCCUAAAGACUCCCAAUCGGUUAAAUCUAUAAACUGAUUCGAACUCCUUCAAUUUGUACUUUGUGUUUUGUUGAGUUUGAAUUUAAGUUUGAUUUGAUUUUGCCUAAC
This is a messenger RNA of Centruroides sculpturatus (bark scorpion), 5571 nucleotides long. RefSeq lists its product as uncharacterized. NCBI's taxonomy places the organism in Eukaryota, Metazoa, Arthropoda, Arachnida, Scorpiones, Buthidae. The record is from RefSeq and is a predicted model, not a curated record. Gene Ontology annotation, molecular function: nucleic acid binding. The coding region runs from base 213 to 5495 and encodes 1760 amino acids. Gene Ontology annotation, biological process: DNA integration. The transcript has a single exon.